Penicillium nucicola is the source of this 1416-nucleotide messenger RNA. RefSeq lists its product as uncharacterized. The coding region runs from base 1 to 1416 and encodes 471 amino acids. Gene Ontology annotation, cellular component: cytosol. The transcript is spliced from 5 exons. The record is from RefSeq and is a predicted model, not a curated record. Gene Ontology annotation, molecular function: pyridoxal phosphate binding; glutamate decarboxylase activity. NCBI's taxonomy places the organism in Eukaryota, Fungi, Ascomycota, Eurotiomycetes, Eurotiales, Aspergillaceae. Gene Ontology annotation, biological process: L-glutamate catabolic process.
AUGGGCUCAAUAGCACAACUCUCUACCCUUACCACCAAGAGCGAUUGCUCUCAUGUCUACGGUUCUCGCUAUGCCGCCAGAUCUAUGCCAUCCCAGCGACUUCCAGACGAAGAAAUGCCAAAGGAUAUAGCUUACCAGCUGAUCAAAGACGAUCUUGUCCUUGACGGCCAGCCAAUGCUGAAUCUGGCCAGUUUCGUGACCACCUACAUGGAAGACGAAGCCCUGCGACUCCUCGCCGAAUCAGCCAACAAGAACAUCAUUGACCACGAAGAAUAUCCCAAAUCCGUGGAAAUCGAAAACAGAUGUCUGAACAUCCUAGCCGACCUAUUCCAUUCUCCUCUAUCAAACGGGUCCCCAACAGCCGUCGGUACAUCAUGCAUUGGAUCAUCAGAAGCCAUCAUGCUCGCAGUGCUAGCCAUGAAAAAUAAAUGGGAGAAUCACCGCAAAGCCCAAGGAAAGGAUUCCUCCAGCCCAAACAUCAUCAUGAGUACAGGCGUGCAGCUGUGCUGGAAAAAGCCAGCAACCGUCGAUCUGGUCGACGAGAACACAAUUGGUAUCUGCGCCAUCUUGGGCACUACAUACACUGGACAGUAUGAAGAUGUGCGAGCCAUCAACGACCUUCUCCUCGAGCGAGGCCUCGAAACGCCUAUCCAUGUAGACGCCGCCAGUGGAGGGUUUGUGGCUCCCUUUAUCGAUCCUGAGUUACAGUGGGAUUUCCAACUCUCAAACGUCGUCUCGAUUAAUGUCUCCGGACAUAAAUACGGACUGGUAUACCCCGGCAUCGGCUGGGCUCUUUGGCGCUCUCCGUCCGAACUCCCAAAAGACCUGAUAUUCAAUAUCAACUAUCUCGGAGCCGACCAGCUGAACUUCACCCUGAAUUUCUCCAAACCAGCCUCCCACAUCAUAGCUCAAUACUACCAACUCAUCCGAUUGGGUCGAAGCGGAUACACCGCGAUCAUGGCAAACCUUACCAGAACAGCAGAUCAUCUGACAACGCAUCUGAAAGACCUCGGCUUCAUCAUCAUGAGUGAAGGAGGUGGCCACGGCCUUCCGGUGGUAGCGUUCCGGUUAAACCCCACACAAAACGUCUUCUUCGAUGAGUGGGCGCUGUCUCGUAAAUUGCGUGAGAAGGGCUGGAUUGUUCCGGCGUAUACUAUGGCAGCUGACUGUGAGACGAUGGGCAUGAUGCGUGUUGUUGUCAGGGAAGACUUUAGCUUGGGUCGGUGUGAGACUUUGGUUGAGGAUAUCCAGGCGGCGUUGAGGGCGUUAGCGGAGUUGGAGAUGAAGAAUAUCCAGCGAUAUCAAGCGUUACUGCAGAGUCAUGUCAUGAUCCCGAGGACGAUGUGUGAAGAUAAGCCUUGUACGCAGGUUGUUGCGAGGGAGUUGGGCAAAGAAAUGGAAAUGGCUAAAGCCUGA